GGAAUGUUUGCCGUGAUCCGGAAGCGCUUCGCGUGUUUGUUGCGACCGCCGACAUCCGGUCGGAUACAGUGUGUUCACACCUUGCAGCUGGUCCCGCAGCUCACCAUGUUUGCUGACAUCACGCGUAUAAAACCAAAGCCAUCAACAGCAUAGCAUCUUCUACGUGUGAGCAGCAUGAAGUCAUUCUGUGCCCUGCUUGCCGUCGCUGGUGUGUGCUCGGCACAGCUCUUCGCUUGGCCUGCCGCUUCGUACAGCCCGUACUUGGCCAGGUACUACGCAGCGUCUUCGUUGGCAGCGCCUGUAGCCGCCGCCUACCCGGCGGUAGCUGCUGCCCCAGCUGUAGCACCUGCUCCAGCUUACGCUCCAGCCCCCGUCUACGCUGCUCCAGCAUAUGCAGCUGCCCCCGUUGUCGCUGCCCGGGCCAUGAGCCCCCCAAUCGCACCCGGACCAGCCGUCGCCGCAGCUACCGCCAAUGGAGCUCCUCUGCUUAGCCCUGCCUACGCAGCAGUGAUGGCUGCUCCAGUAGCUCAAGCUGCUCCAGUACCUGCUCCCGUAGCUGCUCCAGCUUAUGCCCCUGCUCCUGUAGCUGCACCUGCAGCAGUUCCUGCCUAUGCCCCAUUCGCCGCAGCUUACCUCAUCGGGUCUAAUAAGGCGUGA
Messenger RNA from Cylicocyclus nassatus, 657 nucleotides. The record is from the annotation of a GenBank genome assembly. NCBI's taxonomy places the organism in Eukaryota, Metazoa, Nematoda, Chromadorea, Rhabditida, Strongylidae.